AAACUCACUCUCUAAACUUCCACAGAAUCCUGGUUAAACAUUCAACUUCAGAUUUGCUCUCUCUGGUCCACUUUGUCGUCUGCUUCGCCAGUGGCGGCAGUAAACCACCGAAUGAUAAAAAGUUUAAAGAAUAUAACCACACUAUCCAAUACCGACCAUUUAAAUGUAGACGCGAUUCUUUAUCAACUCCAGCGUAAUGGACACUACAAAGACCAGAAUAUGCUGUGGACUCCAUCAAAAAAAUUCAUGAUUGAUUUAUUCAAAGAUUUAAGAAGAGAAGAAAGCCUUCAGAAUAGUUCUGGACAACUAAGAAAAUCGAAGAUUCGUCCAUCUGAUACAGUGCGAAGCUAUUCAGCCAAAGUUCCUCAAUUGAAGUACAAUAAACAUGGAUGUCCGAAACUAAUCUAUGUGUUUGAUAUACCAAAGUUACCAAUACAUGAACAAACCAAUACGGUUGAAUUUCGAGUUUUUUACCCGUCUUCUACGACAACGUCUGCUUUGCCUCGUUUAUCUUGCCGGCCAAACAAUCGAUACAGACAUUGGACUGUAGUGGUGAAACAAAAUGGGAUAAGACUACAUAAGAGCACUCAACGAUACAGACUAGUGAGAGAUAAUGUUUAUGAAGUAUUCAAUAUAACUAAAGCAGUAAAUUUUUGGAUAAACUCAAAGCACGGUAAUAUUAGUAUUGUGGUUAGGGAACGACUUCGAGGUGAAAAAGAUGAUUUACGUGAUAAUGAUGAUGAUAUAAGUAUGGCACAGCAGAAGCACAAUGUAAGGCCAGGAGAAGGUCUUUUGGUCCUUUAUUCAGGAAAUAGUCAUUUUUUCCAAGACAUCUACCAACGUUUUACUGCCGAAUCGCAACAAGUGAGUAGGCAACGGCAACGCAGACAUUCGUCGCAGUCGAAAUCAAAGCGCAGGCGACAAAAACGGAAAAGGAAGAAGAAAGUAAAACAAGAAGUACUAAAUAAAGAUCUUCCAUGUGGUUUAUAUGACUAUUACAUUGACUUCAAUGUUAUUGGAUGGGGAGAGUGGAUUGUCUUUCCCAAACGUUUCAAUGCUCAUCUGUGUUCUGGUAACUGUCCUUCUCCUAUAACAAUGGAUCUUAAUCCCACCAAUCACGCUAUGUUACGCAGUUUGAUGAAAUUAAAACAACCAGACGUGACUCCUUUGCCUUGCUGUGUACCAACAAAACUGAAACCCAUUAGCCUACUGUAUUUGGAACCAGAGGAAAUUGUACUUCGACAGCAUGCUGAUGUUGUUGCGGAAGAAUGUGGUUGUCGUUAAAGAAGAAAAAUAAUAAACAAUGAAGGUGGUGAUGGUAACGGUGAUUGUAAUGACUCUUAUUUUAU
Messenger RNA from Octopus bimaculoides (California two-spot octopus), 1349 nucleotides. RefSeq names its product bone morphogenetic protein 2. Gene Ontology annotation, cellular component: extracellular region. The record is from RefSeq and is a predicted model, not a curated record. NCBI's taxonomy places the organism in Eukaryota, Metazoa, Mollusca, Cephalopoda, Octopoda, Octopodidae. Gene Ontology annotation, molecular function: cytokine activity; growth factor activity.